Messenger RNA from Exophiala mesophila, 1195 nucleotides. RefSeq lists its product as uncharacterized. The transcript has 3 exons. Gene Ontology annotation, cellular component: extracellular region. The coding region runs from base 215 to 1006 and encodes 263 amino acids. The record is from RefSeq and is a predicted model, not a curated record. Gene Ontology annotation, biological process: (1->6)-beta-D-glucan biosynthetic process; cell wall biogenesis; fungal-type cell wall organization. Lineage: Eukaryota; Fungi; Ascomycota; Eurotiomycetes; Chaetothyriales; Herpotrichiellaceae.
CCACUCUGGGGGAAACUCUCAUGCCUCGCCAACCACCGCGAUCUUUGUUGACCUGCUCACCUCCAGUCCGCACCUCAACUCCGACGCUCCCUUAUUAUCUUCUCUGAGCAACAAAUAGCUUCUCAAAGCCCACCCCUCCUUCUAGGUCUUUCUUCUCGUCGCAAUCGUCUCGCCCUCAAUCCCUCCACCGUCCCCCUUCACACACACCGCAGCCAUGAUCUUGCGGAACGCCUCCCUCCUGACGGCUCUCCUAGCCUCAUAUACACUCGCUGAUGUUGCUAUACUCUCUCCCAAGCCUGGAGAUACAAUCACUGGACUAUCAUUAGACAUUGAAUGGGAAGACUCUGGCAAGGCUCCGGCAUUAAAAGAUCUGGCUUCAUUCCAGGUCUUUCUUUGUGCUGGAGGGAAUACGGAUGCCAACUAUAUCCAACUGGCCACUUUGGUGCAGGCCGGUGACUUUGCUGACGCCAGCACCGUUCGAGUGCCCUUGACCGCUGGCUGGGGAGGAGACGAUAAAAAUGCAUAUUUCCUCAAGUUCAUUUCCGCUGCAACAGGGGGAACCGUCAUCAACUAUUCGGACAGAUUCACCUUGGCUAGCAUGACAGGGACAUUCCCAGCGUCUGUACAAGCAGGCCUGCGCACUGUUACGGGCACCGCUGGCCCGGUAGACGUCAACAACGUCCAGGCGGCUGCAGCCCCUGCCCCAGCCGUUCCUUCGGCGGGUGCCGAGGAAUAUAACGUCCCUUAUACCCUCCAAAGUGGGAGCAUUCGAUAUGCUCCCAUGCCCACCAAGGCGGGGACAAAAAUCACUGCCAAGAAUCCCAAGAUGCAGUUUCCUACCAGCGCAUAUACCGUCUACAAGAAGGUCGCGGGACCACCAGAUGCCGAAUCGACCUUGACGGCACCAGAGACAUACACAGUUAAAAGUGUGGAACCCACGAUUCCUCCUGCUGCCAUGCCGGCCGACGGCAACGCGCAAAAGUUUUUGAAUCGCUGGCGAGAUUGAUCAAUGCCGGACCUGGCAAUAUAUAGUGCAUCAUCAAGGCGUUGGUUUUCUGGUGGCGUUGAUGUAACAAUUAGUAGAGCAGGGAUGAUUUGGCAAACCGUGUCAUGCAGACCGGAGAUCAUAUAUAACGAAUCGAGAUACCACCUGUGAGGAAUCACAAGGGAUGAAAACCCACAACCUAUGCACACC